Fusarium redolens is the source of this 3960-nucleotide messenger RNA. Its product is annotated as CHAT domain-containing protein. Gene Ontology annotation, molecular function: protein binding. The transcript has 2 exons. The coding region runs from base 44 to 3607 and encodes 1187 amino acids. NCBI's taxonomy places the organism in Eukaryota, Fungi, Ascomycota, Sordariomycetes, Hypocreales, Nectriaceae. The record is from RefSeq and is a predicted model, not a curated record.
CCCCUCCCUACCAACGCCAAAUUCUUACCUCAGACAUUUCAACAUGACUUCGUGGGCAGAGAUCAAGUCGACUUCUCAGCAUCUAAAUGAUGUAGGGAAAUACGAUGAUGCUAUCAAGAUACUCGAGGAGUUUCUCGAAGCUGCGCAGGGCGACGAGCGACUCUAUGCCACGGCUGAACUGGGAACGGUACUCACCAACCAGGGAUGCCUAAAAGCUGCGCUCGACAUUCUCGAGAAUAUACUAGAGACCGAUGCGGCCCUGUACCCCGCGGACCAUCCUCUGUGCCUUCAGCUGAGAAUGCAAGCUUGUCGGCUGCGUCCCAUCGUCAAAGCCUCUUUCAAUGGAGUUCUCCAUGAUGCAUCUGACAUCCACAAAACAUUUUAUGCCUUGGAGGACAUCGGAGAAAUGAAUCAUUUUACAACACUGACUCACGUGAUCGUACAGAUCAGCAUCAACCUGGCAUAUACUGCGCUUCUCUUCAUGACAAACGACUUGCACGACCGAAUUCCAAUUCACAAGCUGAAAGCUUCCAUCGCCUGGCAACUUCCUGCAUUUCGGGGAUUGAUGCGAGAGGGACGGGACAGAGAAGCUUUUGCCGUGGCUCAACACUACAUCCGUCUUUUAAAUACUUCAACCGCUCAGCAGGAUGGGCUGGAGGAUAUGAGUUUCUCAUCUGUGAUUGAGAUGGUGGAAGCGAUCAUGGCAUCACCAAAUACGGUGCUAGUUUGGAAAGCUGCAGUCGUUGGUGAGCUAUUAUACCUCAGAAAUCUGGUUCAUGAACCUGAGUGGGAGCGAUUAAAAGGUUUAGAAGUGGAUGCGAUUAGGUUGUUCCAGUCAGUCGAGCAUAAUCAUGCGGUUGUGGACAUAAAACUUCGACAAGCAUGCACCCGACUCGCACAAAGCUUUCUGAACCUGACAACAGAAUUGUUGCAAGAAAUACAGGGCUAUUUCCACGCCUACGAGGAAGCCAAUGCGCUGAGCGAUUACAGCAGGGCCGUCUUACUCAUGCUCAGCAGCAUACCCCCGGGACAAGGCUUUGACCUCAGAGUUUCGCUACUGGCCAUCUACUCUCAGCUCUCUAAUAUCACUGGUGCAAAGUUGGAAUAUGUCGUCUUGCAAGUCCGGCAUAUCAGCAUCUGGCUAAGCCAUUCUACGAGGUCGUCCCAGGUCAUCGAGUCCGCGCGCAGUAUCGAUGAACUCAUCGGCCUGGAGGACUGUAGAUGGGUCAAAGGCAUGAUUGCGAACAUCACCUCGAAUGCAUACAACCUACUUGGUGAUGGUGACAAUGCAUUGAAGUGGGCAACAAUUGCGGUUGAUAGGUGGGGAGAGGUAUUCCGAAUUGAGAGAGCCGGCGCAACUCUGAUGGUUCUUAUGGCCAUGUUGAACAAAUGCAAUGGCUUCCGAUCACCUGGAGUGACAGAAGUGAUAGAUUUUGCAGAAAAGGAAGUCGCUCGCCAUCUCGAUGAGGGCUUGUUUCUGGCCGCCUUCGAGAAAAUGGCCGUGCUUGUUGGGUCGAUAUUUCUACCCAAGGGUGACGAAAGAGGGGGAACAUGUCUGGAUAAGAUGGAGGAAUGUCUUCAACAUCUCCCAGGCAGAGCUACUCCCGACGAAGUCGAUCAUUGCAGAGCUCAGCUAUGCCAAUUGCGCGGUCAGGCUUUAAUGGGAACUGAGCCAGACCAUGAUGUGAGUGAUAGACGCAACGACUACUUCGAGCAGGCGGUCGCACUCUACAUGAAAACCCGGAAUCCUAUAAAUGCCGCUUGUGCCCGACAGAUGCAAGCCAAUGCGCUUUAUACAACCUUCCAAGCUCGUGAGCCACCGUCUUGGAGCAUGCUUCGACGUUGUAUCGAACUGAGCGACAUUGCGAAGGAUGUCUUCGAGGCACUCGACAACACACUUAUGCUCGCGGAAUCGGCACGCUUGUGUGCAUUCUUUCAGUUCAAGUCCUGGUCCCACGGAUUCGUCAGUGGUGACACAGCCCUAGCUGCUUUGGGGAAAGCAGAACAGGCCUCGGCAGAUCGGAGAGCUGAAGUAUCCAUCCUGGCGAGUUUCGAGGCUGUGUCGCGCAAGCAGCAGUUCGUCAUGGUAUCGGGAAUAGAGGAUACAUAUGCCAGAGCACUUGUCAUCUGUCAGCUGGAGGGCAGAAUGGCAGAGUUGUGGGACUGGAUCCAGCGCGCCAAGGCGAGGAGCGUAGGUGAUCAGCUGACAGACCAAUUUCCGAUCCCAGCAACACUUCACGAGGAUAUAAUGCGGGAUCCCGAGAUGAAAGCGCUGUGUGAGGAAGAGGAGUCUGUAACGCAGCAGGUCGCCAUCGCGGACCCAGUUGCGCGGCUCAAGUUGCGUAGCGAUCUGCAUAUAAUUCAUGUCAAGAUGGCCGGCUAUCCAAUCCUCAAACAGGUCCUCGAUCUACGGAAGAGCACCCCAGUCUCUAUCUCUCAGGUGCGUGACCUGGGAAGAAAGAUGAAGUGUAAUGCUGGAGGGAUGGACGUGGUGUUUGUUGACUGGAUCAAUCUCGGUGGCACCAUCUGGACCGUUGCACUCAAGGGAGAUUUACCACCACAGGCUGUCCACUGUGGGAUCACUGUCGAUGAGGUAAAGGCUUGGAAACGGCGAUGGCUCGACGCUCAGGACGGUGGACGCCCGGCUGCUUUCUUCGUCGACGAUGAAUACGACGAAGAUGAGCCAGAAUACUGUCUGCGAAGUAUCGAUAAACUCGUUGCUUCACUACGCGACUUGACACCAGAGGGAGAUCUGCUCGUCUUCUGCCCAACGAAUGUUCUGCAUUCGAUCCCGCUCCACGCGCUGUGGGUAGAAGACGACACACCGGUAAUCCAACGCAAUCCCAUUAUCUACAGUGCAAGUUUGACGACCUUCUGGCAGUGCUCUCGACGCUCUGAGCUUACUGGAUCCAUCUCCACAGAUCUUGGGUGGAAUAUGGCAGGCGUCUAUGAAUCUAAGAACGACCGCAUAUUCUCGUCAGAGCACGACGCGGAGCAGUUGAAUGUCUACACCACUUUGGACCACCUUGCAGAGCGUUACGGGGGGAAAUCCAUUACCGGCCAAGCUGUGACGACAGAAUCUUUCAAACACAUGAUGGAAAACUCAAUAAUGUUCCAUUUCCACGGCCAUUGUCGUCUUGAUCAACCCACACUUGGAGACCAGAGUCUUGAAUUAGCCAACGAGCUCCUCCCAGUUCGGAAAGUGUUUGAGAUGAAGCUGCGAAAUCCGCACAUAACGCUUGUCGCGUGCGACUCAGCACUGCAGGUAAUUUCUGCUGGCGACGAGCCUCUCGGCGUGGUCACGGCUCUGCUCUGUUCAGGAGCUAGUUCAGUGCUGGGUACUAUUUGGCCCACGUUAUCGAGCACUGGUCGGGAUUUCAGUGACGAGUUUUACUCCGACGUAGUGAACCAGUACAGACAAUUACAGCAAGGAGGAUCAUCCUCAACCAUCGUCAAUCUGGCUGAAGCUCUGCGGCGGGCUGUGCUUGCUCUAAGAACAAGGCGCAAAACUCGACAGCCAUAUCAUUGGGCGGCGUUUGUGCUCCACGGUUCCUCGUCCAUCAGACUCCCACACACAUUAAUCCCAGAGCGCCGAGUAAAUGAGUGAUCACGUGUAGAGGCUUCUUGAAGCCCGUUGAUAAUAUGUCCGAACCGGUUGAGAUGGAAAUUCCAGCAAAAGCCAACCAAGAGCCGCGGAAUGGUUACUUAUCAUGCGUUGAAUGUGGCAAUAAAAACACUAUACCCGGCAUACAAACAAUGUCUCUUGCUGAUGUCUUCAUAAUAUCUCACAGUAUCAAUGCGAAGUCCAGUACGUCUGGAUGGAUCAGCACUAUCUAUAAUACAGUCUCAAAUAAAGACGAGGGUAUGUCAGUUAAAGAAUUUUGGCUUUCACAUAACACCUUAAUUAAUCACCCGAUAAAGUAAGUUCAAUUAAAGACAUAGUAUAUGACGUCUGUAACA